AUGGCACAUGUGUUAAAGAGGAAAUUAUCAUCUGUUUUGUGGCUCGUGGCAGUUUUUGUGUUUUAUGAUUCAUUUAUAUUAGUUCAUAGUUGUGGGUACCCUGGUUCACCUACUCAUGCUAGUGUCAAGUUUACUAAAGAGGUUGUUGUCCCUGGAACAGAGGCUAUAUACAAUUGUGACCAAGGGUUCGAGCUAAUAGGGCCUCCACGAAGGGUUUGUAAAGAGAACGGGACCUGGACACCCUCUGGCAUCCCCUUCUGUGUAUUGAACAUAGCAGCAGGAAAAGCUCCCAUGCAAUCUUCUGUAGCAGAUAAAGGAAAUCCACAAAAAGCUGUAGAUGGCAGCACCAGCGCAUUAUUUAAUUCUGACACAUGUACAAUGACGAAAGCAGAAACUGGUAAGGCCGCCUGGUGGUAUGUCAACCUGUUAGAGCCUUUCAUAAUUCAAUUAGUUCGAGUGGAUUUUGGGACAUCGUGUUGCUCAAACAAUGGACAAGCGACUAUAGUGGUUCGUGUUGGAAACAAUCGUCCUGAUUUGAGUGUCAACCCGAUCUGUAGCAAGUUUACUGGCACUUUAACCUUAUCUAUUAAGAGAUGUCCUUACUUCAGAAAUGAGCCACAUGGGAACAUUGCUACGUACAAUGGAAAGUGUUACAUCUUCUACAAUAGCCUUUCCAUGACUUUUCAAGAAGCUAAACAGUUCUGUUCUACUCGCAAAGGGUCCAUUAUAGAUGAAACUAGCCCAUCCCUACAGGGUUUUCUUAGCUGGGAACUAUAUAAACGACAUAAAAAUGACCCAAACAGUCAUUAUUGGCUUGGAGCAGUUCGUGAUCCCACAGAUCGUAAUAACUGGAAGUGGAUCAGUGGAAAAGAUGUAACCAUCUCCUUCUGGAAUUUACAAGAAACAAAUGAAAACUGUUCUCAAUUUGAUGGUGCUAAGGGUUGGCUGUGGUCUGACACAAACUGUAAUCAUAAUUUGAAUGUGAUUUGCCAGUAUAGACCAACUACAUGCCCAAAACCUGCAAGACCUACCAACUCAACAAUAUUGGCAAGAGAUUUUAAAAUAGGAUCAGUUGUAGAAUACACAUGUUUAACUGGCCAUAUUCUUGUAGGACCUAAAAUUAGGACCUGCCUUCCAAAUGGUGUCUUCAGUGAAUAUCCACCAAAAUGUAUCUAUUUGCAGUGUGGACCCCCUGCUAUUAUUCCAAAUGGAGGCUAUGAAUUGGUCAAUGGAACUCGUAAUUAUCUCAGUAGCGUUCAGUACUUCUGUGACGAAGGAUAUGUUUUUGUGGGACGUGCAUUCUUGGUUUGUGAUGUAGAUGAACGCUGGAAUGGCCCCCCUCCUCGCUGUGAACCUGUUAUAUGCAGUAGACCUCCAGGUAUUGACCAUGGAAUCUAUAGAAUGACAGCCAGAACAACCACAUUUGGCACCAUUGUGGAGUACAUUUGUAACCCUGGCUACAGACUCAUUGGCCAACCUCAGCUAAAAUGUGAUUCAAGUGGUUACUGGGAUGGAAAAGUUCCUGUCUGUAGAAAAGAAACACAAGUUUUCUUACCAUUGGCAUCAAAAGCAAGCAUAGAGCAUCCAACUACAUUAAGGAAAACAAGACCAAUGGAUCCAGAAAAUGCUGCUAUUCCACACAGUAAACAACCUCAUCUUCUACCAAGAUCUUCUCUUACAAAUAGGUUUAAAUCUGACUCAGUAUACACUAGACAAGAAGGCCCUAAUGGACACUCCAUAACCAUUUCUACCACACCUUCCUCUUUCUUCAUAAACCAAAUGAUAUCAUUUCAACGUAACUUAAACUCACAAGACCCAAACAAAUAUGCUACAUACACAUCAAGUGAACCAUCCAGUUCAAGUCUUCCAAUUGUGAACUUUAGCUCCAGUGAAGAUGCUAUGCAGGUUAUAUCAAAUGUUCGAACAGAAUCACCAUUCGAUACUGCUGACAAUGUUGAAAAUCAACAUGGGAAGAAACAGAAAGAAUCUCUUGCUAUGUCUGCAAGGCUUAAUAUGGGAGGUAUCAUUGCACUUGGGGUGUUCGGUGGAUUUGUCUUCCUUGCAGCUGUCAUCACCAUUAUUGUCAUAAUUGUCCGAAGCUCUUCCUCCGUGGAUAAAAUUCGAAAACAACAGUUUUGGAAUUCAGCGUCUCCACACCCCUCACAGAAUGUUGGGUAUCUAAGUUUUUAUCAGUAGUAACUCAGAUAUUUGGUGUCCCUGAACUUCUCUUUUUACGCACAUGCCUUGAGCAGUCCUCAGAAAAAGAAAUCUAUGGGAGUCAAGUCUGGAGAUCUUGGGGACCAUGCCUGUCAAUCCAAUGUUCUAGGAAGGUGUCAUUCAUCUAAGUUUGGAUUUCUGAGCUGCAAGUCACUUAUGGUUCCAGACUUUUCAGACACCCCUAUAUCAAUUCAUUAUGCAUUAAAUACAGUUUACUGUUCUGAGUCCUUUCCUAUGAUGUUUUAUUUUGGAAAUGCAUCUUUAAUUUAUAUAAAAAUUAAAACCUUAACUAUUUUAUUUAAAUUCUUUUGUAAAUACUGUAUAAACCACAAGAUGAAUAAACUACAUCUAGAAAAACAAAAUG
Molecule: messenger RNA, 2581 nt
Organism: Limulus polyphemus (Atlantic horseshoe crab)
Lineage: Eukaryota; Metazoa; Arthropoda; Merostomata; Xiphosura; Limulidae
Product: limulus clotting factor C-like
Exons: 13
Coding region: 1-2196 (731 amino acids)
Source: RefSeq, a predicted model, not a curated record